Molecule: messenger RNA, 696 nt
Organism: Stegodyphus dumicola
Lineage: Eukaryota; Metazoa; Arthropoda; Arachnida; Araneae; Eresidae
Source: RefSeq, a predicted model, not a curated record
AUGGAAUGUGUCUCUGCUGCACGCGCCAGCUCCCACUUCUUCCAUCAAGGCUCCUUCACCAGGUUUGCUGACUGGCGGUUUAUUCACCGGGCUCGUCUCAACCUGGUCCCCCUCAAUGCCACCAAGCCCUGGGACCGCUCCCGCCGUUCCUGCCGACGCUGCCAGUUUCCCGAGGAGACCCUACCUCAUGUGAUUGACCAUUGCAUGAGGUAUGCACGCCUCUUUCAGAAAAGACACAACGCCAUCGUCUCGAGGAUUAGACAUGCUGCUGCUAGUAAAUGGAAUGUGAUGUUUGAAAACCAGGCCAUCCCUGGUUCUUCCUUAAGGCCCGAUCUUGUUCUUGCAAAGGACGACACCUGCCUCAUCCUCGAUGCCACAGUCCCGUUUGAGAACAGAUUGUCUUCGUUCCAAGAAGCAAGAAGUGCUAAAGAGGAGAAGUACCGCCCGCUUGUCGACAUCCUACGCAACACAUACAGAAAUGUCCAGGUCGGCGCCAUCAUCGUCGGUGCACUUGGCUCCUGGGAUCGUGCAAACGACAAGAUAGUGAGAAGACUUGGCUCAAACAAAUAUGCGAACUUAAUGCGUAAGCUCAUAGUUAGCGAAACAAUAAGUGUUUCCAGAGACAUUUACAUUGAGCAUCUAACUGGAAAUCCGCAAAUUGCGCAACAAAAUCAGAAUACCUCACCCGGUGAUUAA